This is a messenger RNA of Aspergillus aculeatus ATCC 16872, 984 nucleotides long. RefSeq names its product alpha/beta hydrolase. The coding region runs from base 1 to 984 and encodes 327 amino acids. The transcript has a single exon. Lineage: Eukaryota; Fungi; Ascomycota; Eurotiomycetes; Eurotiales; Aspergillaceae. The record is from RefSeq and is a predicted model, not a curated record.
AUGCCCCCCAACCCCAUCCCGACAACCUUCCUCUCACGCAACAAUCUCCACCUAGCCGCCCAUCUGUACCCGCCCUGCCGCAAUGCCCCCUCCCGCGCCGGCGCCGCCAUCAUAAUCGCCCACCCGUGGACUUCCAUCAAAGAACAAUCCCCGGCCAACUACGCCCGCUACCUCUCCGCCGCCGGCUUCACCUGUCUAGCCUACGACGCCGCCCACCACGGCGAAUCCCCCGGCCACCCCCGCCACCUGGAAGACCCCUACCAGCGCGUCGAGGAGAUCAAGAACGCAGCCACCCACCUAGCCACCAACCUUUCCGACUCUGUCGACCCCCACCGCAUCGGCGUUCUAGGCAUCUGCGCCGCAGGCGGAUACGCCGCCUUCGCCGCGCAGACGGACCUGCGACUCCGGGCCGUGGCGACCAUCUCCGCAGCGUGCGUGGGGGAGUUAGUCCGGCGCGGGGGGUCUUUAUCCAAAGACACCGUCACCCCGGAAAUCCUGCAGACGCAACUUGCGCUAGCAGCAAAGGACCGCACUGCCAUGGACCUGCACCUCUCCAACCGAGCAGAAGGAAAUGUAGAUGAGGAUGAAGAUGUAGGUCUGGUGAGGAUGCUCCCGCAGCGCUACGAAGACCUACCCGCCGAUGCACCCCCGGCCAUGCGGGAUUUCGCGGCGUACUACUGCACCCCCCGGGGCUACCAUCCCCGGACGGAUGGGGUGGCGCGCGCGCGGAGCUGGGAUCUGAUGGCGAAUUUCGAGGCGUUUCAGUUCAUGGAUAGGGUCAGUCCAAGGCCGGUGUUGAUGGUUGUUGGGGAGAGGGCGGAGAGUCGGUGGGUGAGUGAGGCUGCUGUUGAGCGGGCGAGGGAGCCGAAGGAGGUGUUUGUGGUGGAGGGGAGGUCGCAUGCUGAUUUGUACGAUCGGGUCGAGGAGGAUGGGGUCGGGGAGAAGUUGGUGCAGUUUUUUAUAGGGGGGUUGGUGGGGGCUUAG